GUAUUUAUAUAUGUGGGGAUAUAUAUGUGCUGUAUUUAUUCUAUUCUCCUAUUCUUUGUAUUUAAAUUCCUGUUCACUGUAUACGGCCAUUUUGUCCAGACUAAGCUGCCUACAAACACAUUAUCUCGCUAUUUUCAAGGCUUAUUUAUUUAAUGGUAGUUUAUAUAUCUGUGAUCAGUUAAAUAUAAUUAUUUUUUUAGGUUUAUUUGUUUUUAUUUUAAUCGAUGGAUUUCGGGUCCGAAGACGAGGAGGUGCGCUGUGACAUUGAGCACAUCUGGGCCAUAUGGGCCAUGCAGUGGCUUUAUAAAAAGCACAUUUGAGGGCGCUUUGGUUUCUCUGUGCUUGCUGUGUGGGUACAAAAGGUUUAUUAAGACCACGGAGAUGGAGAAGCCUGCCCAUAGAUCCUCCUACAAUGUCUGAAGUGAGAAUUGUGCUGCUGGGGGAUAAUGUACCUUUGACCAGCAGAGUGGGAAACAUCAUCCUGGGCAGAUCUGCAUUUAAGACUGAGGUUCUACAGAGUGAGAGAGCCAGUGGUGAUGUGGAGGGAAGACUCAUCACCAUCAUAAACACACCUCAUCUCUAUAACCCACAUCUCUCUCAGGAGGAAGUGAUUCAGAGAGUAAAAGAGUGCUUUUCUCUCAUUGAUCCUGGACCUCAUGUGUUUCUGUUAGUUCUUCAGUCAGAAUUAAUAUCACAUGAGCUACAUGACAGAGUCAGAAGUGUAUUAGAAACUUACAGCCCAAAGUCUAGCACACGGACAGUAAUGUUAACUAUAGGUAAAGUCCAUGGAUUCAUCAGUGAAUGUGAUGUGAGACACCACAGAAUUGAGAGUCUAUCUAAAUUUGAUCAACAUGAGGUUCUUCAGCUUUUGGGGAAAAUAGAUGCAGUGGUGAAGGAGACUGGAGGAAGUGACCAUCCAGAGAAAAAGCACACAGGAACACAGACAAGCUGUCAGGAUCAUUUAACUGGUAACACAACAGAGACAGAUGGAGAUACAAUAAUGGAAACACUGGAGGAGAAUAAAGUGUCUGAGCUGAGGUUCAUUCUUUUGGGGAAAAGUGUCUCAGACACCAGCAGUGUGGGAAACCUCCUCCUGGGCAGAUCUGUGUUUGAGACUGAACAUCCUCUACAUUCAGUGGAACUUCAGUGUGAGAGAGUCAGAGAACAUGUGAAGGGAAGAUACAUCACCAUCAUCAACGCACCUCAUCUGUUUGACCAAACCUUCUCAUAUCAUCAGCUCACACUGUGUAUUAAAGAGUGUGUGUCUCUAUCGGCUCCUGGACCUCAUGUCAUAAUGCUCAUUGUAGAGCCGGAAAGUUUCAGUGAAACAGACAAAAGACGAGCAGAUAAAAUUCUCUCAUCUCUGUCUGAGGAUGCCCAUAAAUACACCAUGGUGAUAACUACAAAGAACAUAGAAAUAGGCAGCAGUGUUGAUCCAGUGGAGGAGAAUGUAAUACAGAAGAUCAUUGCUGAAUGUAAUUACAGACAUUUAACCUUCAGUGGAUGCACGCAGGCCAAUCUUGUAGAGAAGGUGGAAGAGAUGGUCAAGGAGAAUAAAGGAAGUCUUUUCUGUGAGAUUUAUGAAGAUGCGAUUGGCCAACAUCAGUCUGAGCAAAUCAUAGACCAACCAGAACAUGAAGUAACUGAAACACUAGAAGAACAUUUUCAAACAGAAACAACAGGAAUGUCUGUUCAAACACACACAAAAUCCAAACUUACAGAACUUAAAGAAAAGUUAAUAAAGAAGCAACACAGUGUAGAAUCAAAACAGACUCCACAUUUGAAGCUAGUGCUGUUGGGCAAUGAAAACAUAAAGGCCUCAGGAUCUAAAAAGCCCUCAGAGAAAGAAGUUUGUGGACACCUGGUCACGCUGAUGGAGCUGCCUGCUCUCUACAACACUCAUCUCUCAGAACAGGAAGUGAUGCGUCAGACUUUCCAAUGUGUCUCUGACUGUAAUCCUGGAGUUGAUGCUUUCUUCAUCAUUGUUCCUGAAGGUCUUCUCACUGAUGAUGUUAAAGCAGAAAUAGAGACGUUUCAAAGGAUCUUCAGCUCCAGAGUUAAUGAUCACACCAUAUUCAUCAUCACCCAGAAGUCACCAAAGAAAGACAUAAAUAAAGAUCUUCAGGCUUUGAUAAAGACAUUUGGAGCAGAAUAUAUUUUAUACAGCAGGAAAAUAAAUGCAGAAAAUCUGCUCCCACAUGUUAAAGACCUCCUUACAAAGAACAACAACCGUCAGUAUACGAUGGCCAUGUACGCUGAGGCCCAGGUCGAAGCACAGCUGACAUACAAACGUCAAAUUCACAAUCUGGAAGAACAAAUGACUGAACUCAAGAGAAACAGACCUCAAACACAAGAUUUGUCAAAAAGCCCUGACACACUCAGAAUUGUGCUGUUGGGGAAGACUGGAGUUGGGAAGAGCGCAACAGGAAACACCAUCCUGGGGAAAGACGUAUUUAAAGAAAUGCUGUCAUUUCAGUCAGUAACCAGUGUGUGUCAGAAAGAGACAGCAGAGGUCAAUGGGAGACAGAUUACUGUGAUCGACACUCCAGGACUGUUCGACACUUAUAUUGAUAAUGAAGAGAUCAGGAAAGAGAUUGUUAAAUGUAUCUCCAUGGUAUCACCUGGUCCUCAUGUGUUCCUGCUGACACUGAAAAUAGGACAACGCUUUACAGAGGAGGAAACAAAAGCAGUGGAAAUCAUUGAGAAGACUUUUGGUAAAGCAUCCAACAUGUACACAAUCAUCCUCUUCACCAGGGGCGAUGAACUUAAAGGAAGUCCAUUUGAACAGUACAUUGAAAAAGCUGGAAAGUUUCUAAACAGACUUUUGUUUGCGUGUGGUAAAAGAUACCAUGUUCUCAACAACAAUGAUAAGUCCAGCAACACCCAGGUCCUGACUCUACUGGAUAAAAUCUACUCAAUGGUGACGGUGAAUGGAGGAAGCUGCUACACUAAUGAGAUGUUCCAGAAGGUUGAAGGAGCUCUAGAAGAAGAAAAAGAGAGAAUCCUGAAAGAGAGAGAGGAGCAGAUAGAGAGGGAGAAAGAAGAACUGAAGACCAAAUAUGAAGCUAAAAUGGAGGAAAUGAGAAGAGAAAUGCAGAAACAAAAAGAAAGACAAGAGGCAGAAGAGAGACAAACAGAGGAACAAUUUAAACAGAGAGAGGAACAAAUAAUAAGAGAAAUGAUCGAAAGGGAACACAAUCUGAGAGAAGAUUUCUGGAAGAGAAGAGAAGAAGAUGACUUGAAGAUGAAGGAAAGGAUACAAGAAAUAAACAGAGAAAGAGAGGAGAACAGGAAACAGUGGGAGAGACAGAGAGAGGAAGAUCAGAAACGGAGAGAUCAGGAGGAGGAGGAAAGAAGGAGGAGAAGGGAAGAAGAAUGGAAGGAGCAUCAGCGAAAGGAGAAGGAGAAGUUUGAAAGAGAAAAAGAAGAGAUGGAAAAUAAUAAAUUGGAAGAAUUAAAGAAACUGCAGAAGGAGUAUGAAGAGAAGGCAGCAGAGGAAGACAGGAAAAUAAGGGAUUUAGAGGAGAAAAUAAGGAAUGGAGAGGAAAGUAAAAAGAAGGAACUCCAAGAUCUAAAGUUAUCUCAACAACGAGAGAGAGAGCAGAGGACGAGGGAGGAGGAGGAGAAGAGAAAAGAUCAGCAGGAGAACUGGAAGAAAAGAAUCGCUGCUAUGGAGGAAAAGUGGCGUUUAGAGCAGAAACAAUAUGAAACAGAAAGACAGAAAGAAAAGGAGGAGAAAGAUUUAAAAGAAAAGGAAAGAAAAGAGAAAGAAGAUCAAGAAAGGAGAAGAAUUGAGAAUGAGGCAAAUGAAAAGAUAAGAAUGAUGGAAGAACAAGUAAAGGUACAAAGAGAGGAAGAUGAGAGAGAAAGAAAGAAAAAAGAUGAAGAACACAAAAAGGAGAUGGAAGAAAAUCUACAGAAACAAAGGGAAGAUUUCAGAAAAGAGAAAGAAGAACAAGAGAGAAAACACAAUGAGAAGGAACAGAGAAAUCUGUCCUUCAUUCAAGAGCUGCACAAGAAAGAGCUGGAGACCCUGAAGAGAGAGACUGAAGAAGCAGCAAGGAAACAAGCAGAGGAAGAAUUUUCUGCUGAACUUUAUAAAAAAGUUAAAAAGGCUAAAGAAGAAGGAUUAGAAAAGGGCCGUGCAGCAGUAGAGGCAGAAAGAUCAGGACUCGGCAGAGCUGUAGAUGGAUUAAUAAAUUUAUUUUUCUAGUAAAAGAAAAAAAGAAAAAGGAAUGAAAACUUGAUUGAAAUGUAUUUCUGUAAUUAUUUGAUUUCAUUUCUGUAUAUUGGUAAACUUGCUGAGUGGAAAGUUAAAUGUAAGUAUAAUUAACAUAAUUACAUCAACAUAUGAUCUAUGUUCUUGCUGGUCCACUGGCUAGGAUCCCCUGCUCUUACUGUACAGUCUGGGUUUGAUUCCUGGCCACCGAGGGGUUAACUCUCAGUACCAGUCCCAAGACCAGACCAGAUAAAAUGGAAGGGUGACAUUAGGAAGGGCCUCCAGGGUAAAAGCUGUGAGGAAUCAAAUAUGUGCACCAGACGACUCUUCUGAUCAUUUUCUUGCUUCAUCUACGUUGGAAUCUAUUGUUAAUCUCAUUUAAUUGUAUAUGUAAAAUAAACUUUGAUUUUUUUUAUAUAAAUAUCUUACAUUAAUCAUAGAUGCCCUGAAGUCCCUGAACUCAUACUGAACUACCUCAACUUUGUCCAUAUAGUGUAGAAACCGUAGAAAUACACACCAAGUUAUGGAAAUAACAACAUUUAAGGUUUUGGUGUUUUGUAGUCCAUCUUACUUUUGCUGUUAUAAUUAUAGCUUUUAUCUUACAGUUAAAACUUACCAAGGUCUUCAGACUGGUUACUUAUAACAUGGUGGUUUGGUCUUUAUCUAUGUAACAAUUAUACAGUAUCCACUGUGCCCGCCUGUUUCAGUUCAUCACUAUUAUUAUUAUGUCAGUUAAGUAAACAUCAGGACUUCAUUCCAAACAUGAAUUUUCUGCUUUUUCUGCCAUUCAUUAUCAUUUCAACUGUACACAUCUGCUACAAUACAGUAAAACUAAUCACAGGACCAUGAUGCUACAUAAAACUCAGAAUUACAAAGGACGACCCUGACAUAAGUACACUGCGUAGACCUACAUAGUACAGUACAGUACAGCACCUGACAGGGGGCAGUGCAGUACAGUACAGCACCUGACAGGGGGCAGUGCAGUACAGUACAGUACCUGACAGGGGGCAGUGCAG
Tachysurus fulvidraco (yellow catfish) is the source of this 5235-nucleotide messenger RNA. Its product is annotated as WD repeat-containing protein 87-like. NCBI's taxonomy places the organism in Eukaryota, Metazoa, Chordata, Actinopteri, Siluriformes, Bagridae. The transcript has 6 exons. The coding region runs from base 413 to 4213 and encodes 1266 amino acids. The record is from RefSeq and is a predicted model, not a curated record. Gene Ontology annotation, molecular function: GTP binding.